AUGCCAACUUUGAUUUCAUCUAGGUUUCUUUUGUUUGUUGGGGAGUCUCUCCAUUUGAAAAGGGCUUUGACCAAUUCUAGGUCUGUUUUAUUUCACACUAGUGUCAAGUGUAUGAGCCAGGGGGAACCUAAUCAUGGUUCCCUCACCCUCUCUAGCAUAGGUUUUCAAACUGAAACUGAACCCGGGAACAGAAGCACUUCUAAUAAGGUUAAGCCAUUGGGUUCACCCUCUGAGAAUAUAAAGAGCAAAGGAAAGCCCUUUGACAUUAAUGAGAAGAAGAAGAAAGCUGUUAGAGUUGUAGAAAAACAGCAAAUAGAGUCUGCCCCUUUUGCUGCAAAGUCAUUUUCAGAACUUGGCCUCCCACAUGUGUUGAUUGAAAGGCUAGAGAAGGAGGGUUUUACUGUUCCGACUGAAGUUCAGUCUGCUGCAGUUCCCACCAUUCUAAACAAGCAUGAUGUCAUAAUUCAGUCUUACACAGGUUCAGGUAAGACGCUAGUCUAUCUGCUUCCUAUUCUCUCGGUUGUUGGGCCACUGAGGGGGCAAGUUCCCCAAGGCAAUGAUGAUGGUGGUGAGAAUGGGAAGAAAUUGGGAAUUGAAGCAGUGAUUGUUGCUCCUUCUAGGGAGCUUGGAAUGCAGAUAGUGAGGGAGUUUGAGAAGGUGCUGGGAAUGAAUAACAAGAGAGUGGUUCAGCAGCUUGUUGGGGGUGCCAACCGAAUCAGGCAGGAAGAAGCUUUGAAGAAAAAUAAACCUGCAAUUGUUAUUGGCACACCUGGUAGGAUAGCAGAGCUAAGUUCAUCUGGGAAACUUCGCACUCAUGGAUGUCGAUAUUUGGUAUUAGAUGAAGUUGACGAACUCUUGUCAUUCAAUUUCCGGGAAGACAUGCACCGGAUAUUGGAGCAUGUAGGGAGGAGAUCAAGUGCAGACCCAAACUCAAGUUCUGGAAAGACUGAGCGUCAGUUAAUCAUGGUGUCUGCAACUGUGCCCUUUUCUGUUGUAAGGGCAGCAAGGAGCUGGGGUUGUGACCCACUUCUUGUUCAAGCCAAGAAAGUUGUCCCGCUUGAAACUCAAUCUUCCCCUGAGCCUGUCAGUUUAUCUCGGCCCUCGUCCAGCUUAAGUCCUAACUCAGCCAUGCCAUCUCAGGCAGCAGUAGAGAGUCUACCUCCUGCGCUGAAACACUAUUACUGUGUAACAAGGUUGCAGCACAAAGUUGAUAUGUUGAGAAGGUGUAUUCAUGCACUGGAUGCCAAAUUUGUGAUAGCUUUCAUGAACCACACUAAACAGCUAAAGGAUGUUGUCUUCAAGCUGGAGGCCCGAGGGAUGAAAGCCAUGGAAUUACAUGGGGAUCUAGGGAAGCUUGCGAGGUCAACAACCCUGAAGAAAUUCAAGAACGGUGAGGUGAGAGUUCUGGUGACAAAUGAAUUAUCAGCAAGGGGUUUGGAUGUAGCAGAAUGUGAUCUUGUGGUUAAUCUGGACUUACCAACAGAUUCAAUUCAUUAUGCCCACCGAGCUGGCCGAACUGGUCGGCUUGGUAGGAAUGGUACAGUGCUAACGAUAUGUGAAGAGCCAGAAGUGUUUGUUGUGAAGAAAUUGCAGAAGCAGCUGGGAAUACCAAUUGCUCCAUGUGAUUUUUCAGAGGGGAAACUACUUGUCACUGAAGAAAAGAAAGCAGUAAGCACUUCUAGAAGUUGA
Messenger RNA from Sphenostylis stenocarpa, 1689 nucleotides. The record is from the annotation of a GenBank genome assembly. NCBI's taxonomy places the organism in Eukaryota, Viridiplantae, Streptophyta, Magnoliopsida, Fabales, Fabaceae.